CAGCCGAAACGACACGCCGAGGGGGAGCAGGAGGAGGUGGGGGAGGUGGUAGGGUGGUGGUCGGAAAGAUGUCCGCUUCGGUGGGGCCCCAAAGCGGCCCUCGCCCACCCACCGCGCCGCCGUCCAUGCCGGAUCUGCCGGACCUCAGCCACCUUACCGAGGAGGAGCGGAAGAUCAUCAUGGCCGUGAUGGCUCGGCAGAAGGAGGAAGAGGAGAAAGAAAAGGCCAUGCUAAAGACGCUGCACAAGCAGUUUGAGAGCUACAAACAGGAAGUGCAUCGCAUCGGGGUCGAGACGCGGCGCCAGCAGACCCAGCAGAAGGACGACGCCCCCACCUGCGGGAUCUGUCACAAGACCAAGUUUGCCGACGGCUGCGGCCACCUCUGCUCCUACUGCCAGACCAAGUUCUGCGCCCGCUGUGGGGGGCGGGUCUCUCUGCGCUCCAACAAUUGUCUCAUAGUGAAGGACAGGGUAAUGUGGGUUUGCAACCACUGCCGUAAGCAGCAAGAGAUUCUCACCAAGUCAGGAGAAUGGUUUUCUGGGUCAGGGGCGCGGCCCGGGAGCCUCGGCACCUCCUUGAACGAUACGCCCUCCAGAGGUGAGGCUCAACCAGAGAGGAAGCCACUCCGCUCCAAAUCCCAAGCCCCGCCCCCCAGCACCAACACGGCGCCGCCAGCCGGAGUCACCGCUGCCAAGGGCGGCCACGCCAUGCCGGGCUCUCGCUCCCAAAGCGAGCCACCCAGAGAAAAGAAAAGGCCCGUUUCUCUCCAUGAGCAGAACGGUAGAGGGGGAACGGGACGCGGCAGCGGUCGCAGACCUGCUGGGAAGCUUCAGUCCCAGUCGUCACUGGACGAGCGCUCAGUUCCUGGAGACAAAGGAGAAAGACGGUUUGGGAGUGGACGCCGGCUGGAGAAGAUCAAUUCUCAGGACUAUGAAGAUGGAAACGAGAACCUGGGACGCUCAGGGACACACAGGAGACGCCCAGAGGAUGAAGAGCAGAGGGAGAGACAGCGCUGUGAGGAGGAAUUCCAGAAUCGUUACCGGAGCGACCCCAACCUGGCAAGAUAUCCCGUAAAACCGCAGAAGGAGGAGCAGGAGAUGCGGAUGCAUGCCAAGGUAUCCAAGGUACGGCACGAACGGAGACACAGCGAUCUCGCCAUCAAUGAGGUGGGGCUCGGUCAGAAUGAGGGAAGCGGUGGAGGUCAGGUGCCUGAAAACCACCUGGCUAAGAGGAGCUAUGGGGAGGUGGACCGCAAAGCCCACCCUGAGAACCGCCGAGCCUUUCCUGGAGACAGGACCGUGGGAAUGGGAGGUGGGCCUCCACUUGCUGGAGAAGGAGGUCGAUCAGGGCCCCAACCUGGAGGUCCUGGGCCUCCUGAUCAGAACCAGAACAGCAGCCACCUGGAGCAUGGUUCCGCUCGGGACAAAUGUGGAGAUAAUCUUCUGAGGAAGAACUCCCAGAGCUCCGAUCCGUCAGAGUCUUUACGGCCGCCCCCGCCGCGGUCCUACAAGAGCAAGCGAGGAAUCAACAAGAGGCAGAUGUCCAUCAGCAGCUCAGAGGAGGAGGGCGGCUCCACGCCCGAGUACACCAGCUGUGAGGACGUGGACAUGGAAAGCGUCAGCGAGAAAGGAGACUUGGACUGCCACCCUUUAGAUCCUGCUGUUUGGCAUCAUCCGGUUACGUGGCAGCCGUCCAAAGAGGGCGACCACCUGAUAGGGCGCAUCACGUUGAGCAAGAGGUCAGCCGUGCCCCGUGAGGCUGGUUCCCUCCUGGGUCUAAAAGUGGUGGGAGGAAAGAUGACACACACGGGACGGCUCGGGGCCUUCAUCACCAAAGUCAAAAAGGGCAGCCUUGCAGAUGUUGUUGGACACCUACGUGCAGGUGACCAGGUGUUGCAGUGGAACGGGAAGUCAUUGCCAGGAGCAACCAAGAAGGAAGUGUACAACAUCAUUCUCGAAUCCAAGGCGGAGCCGCAAGUUGAGAUUGUAGUUUCACGUCCAAUAGGCGACAUUCCAAGAAUUCCAGGAUCCCCCCACCCUCCACUUGAAUCCACGGGUUCCAGUUCCUUCGAGUCACAGAAGAUGGACCGUCCCUCCAUAUCCGUAAUGUCCCCAACCAGCCCCGGCACCCUGCGGGACCUCCCUCUGGAGGUGCCGGGACAGCUCUCUGUGAAGCUGUGGUACGAUAAAGUCGGCCAUCAGCUGAUCGUCAACGUCCUUCAAGCCAUAGAUUUGCCCCCCCGACCGGACGGCCGACCCCGAAAUCCAUACGUCAAAAUGUACUUCCUUCCUGAUCGGAGCGAUAAGAGCAAACGACGGACCAAAACGGUGAAGAAGAGCGCUGAGCCCAAGUGGAACCAGACCUUCUUGUAUCCCCACGUUCACCGGCGGGACUUCAGGGAGCGCAUGCUGGAGAUCACAGUCUGGGAUCAGCCUCGAGUUCAGGAGGAGGAGAGUGAAUUCCUGGGGGAGAUCCUGAUCGAGCUGGAGACUGCCUUGUUAGACGACAUUCCACACUGGUAUAAACUCCAGACCCACGACGUGUCCUCCAUACCUCUGCCUCAGCCGUCUCCGUACCUUCCACGUCGGCACGCCCACGGGGACAGCCCCAGCAAGAAGCUCCAGAGGUCUCAUCGCAUCAUUGACACAGACUUUGAUGAUGGUUUGAUAGGUGGGACUGAAGGCGAAGAGCGUCACUCCCGGGACAGAGAUCGGGGUAGUUCGUUAGCUGUCCCGGAGCAGCAGCGUCCCAUCCAACACCGGUCCCGUUCGGUGUCUCCUCACAGAGAGGACUCCUGCAGGUCUCGAUCUCGACCCGCUCAUGUGCCCAUGCAAAGGAGUUUGGAUGAGAUCCACCACAACCGCCACGAUUCCCGCUCUCCCUCACAGUACCACGAGCCAUCCCUGGAGCGCCAGCGUUCCGGCGACUCGGACUACGAGUACUCCGAGGACAGUGAGGUCCUGGAGGUGCACAGGUCCAUUCGGGGCGGCAGUGCUGAGUGCCUACACACCAACAGGAGCAUAGGUAGAUACAGCAACACGCUCCCUCCCAAAAUGCCCCUUUUAGUAAACGGUAUCCAUAAAGACCUUUACAGCUCCACCCUUCCUGCAUGCCUAAAGAGCAAGCCGCCACCCCACAGGCAUGAGGGGGGUGGCACCUUGCCCCGUAGCAUCCUUACGCACCGUGUGCUCAGGUUCACAGACGAGGUCACAGUUAGCGACCUGCAGCCGGCGCUGGACAGAGUGAGGAGUGCCAGCACCACCUGUCUGAGACCAGACAUCAGCUUUCACUCCUCCGACAGGUGCUCCAACUCUUUGUCCCGCCCCAGGAUCUUAGUAGAACAUGUCCCCCUUGAGGAAGACAGUCGAAUCCAGCCCACCUCUAUCCUGAGGGGCAGUAGAAGGGGAGGGGGGCCCCUGAGGCCCUUUGCCCAGACGGUUCGAUCCGGGUCCUGUCCUAACUCGCCACGGCCCGACAGAGCUUAUCCGCACGGCGGCCCCUCUCCCCCCACCGGGACUCACUCGUCAGGUCGGAGAGGUCGGCAGCUCCCGCAGCUCCCAGCUAAGAGCAGCAGCGUAGAGCAAGCUCUGGCUGCGGAGGACCGAGCCCGACAGCUGCCCUUGAAAGUACAUUCCUACCGGCCCUCAGCCUCCCACGACCCCGAGACAAACCUCAAGACCAAGCGGGAGAUGUACGCGGAGCAGAGGCGCAGCAGCGACAACAUGUCGGCCAGGUCGUCGGACAGCGACAUGAGCGAUGUGUCGGCCAUCUCCCACGCCAGCAGUGCCUCUCGCCUCAGUAGCACCAGCUACAUGUCCAUCCAGUCAGAGCGGCCCGGAGGACGGCUCAGAUCCAAGUCGUUAGAGGAGGAGAAGAAGGACAGGCGGAUCUCGUGGGGGGUGAAUGGAGAGGAGGAGAACGAGGAGGAGGAGGAGGAGGAGGAGAGGGGGUUGGCGGGGAAAAGGCCAUUCUCUGAGGAGUUGAAGCGCAGGAGACACACGGUAGCAGGAGACACAAGGGAGUCCAGCCGCCGUAUUCGAUCGAUGGGCCGCGACAUGAUGAAGAGCUCCAGCGUAAGCGGAGAGAUCUACACGCAGGAGCACACAGACGGCAGCCAAUCAGACACAGCGCUGGGGACGGUGGGUGGCGGCGGCAAGAAGAGACGCUCCAGCCUCAGCGCGCGCGUGGUGGCCAUCGUGGGCAACCGCCGCAGCCGCAGCACCUCACAGAUCAGCGGGCCUGAAGGAAAGAGCAAACGGGAGAAGGGCGCCUCGAUCCAGAGGAGCACAGAGACGGGAAUGGCUGUGGAGCUGCCCAGGAACAUGAGCCGGCAGCCGAGCAGAGAGUCCAACAACGGCAGCAUGAACAGCUGCAACUCUGAGGGAACUUUGAUUUUCCCUGGAGUGAAUCUGGGAGCCAGCAGCCAGUUUAGCAACUUUCUGGAUGGACUGGGACCAGCACAGUUAGUGGGCCGCCAAACGCUGGCUACUCCUGCAAUUGGGGACAUCCAGAUUGGAAUGAUGGAGAAAAAGAGUCAGCUGGAGGUGGAGGUCAUCAGAGCUCGAGGACUUGUACAAAAACCAGGAUCCAAGUCUCUCCCGGCUCCGUACGUCAAAGUCUACCUGCUGAAUAAUGGAGCAUAUGUAGCCAAAAAGAAAACCAAGAUUGCACGGAAAACACUCGACCCACUGUACCAGCAAGCGCUGCUGUUUGAGGAGAGUCCACAGGGUAAAGUCUUACAGGUGAUUGUCUGGGGAGACUACGGCAGAAUGGACCAUAAAAGCUUCAUGGGAGUCGCACAGAUCCUGUUGGAUGAGUUGGACUUAUCAAGCACGGUUAUUGGUUGGUACAAGUUGUUCCCACCAUCCUCUCUGGUGGAUCCGACACUCGCCUCCCUGACACGGAGAGCAUCUCAGUCAUCUCUGGACAGCUCGCCUGGACCCCCUGGAGUUCGGUCCUAGUGGACCAACAGCCCUGCGCCGUCAGUCGAGUGGUAACAAAAAAAUUAAACAAACUCUAGAAAUGAGAGAGAAGCAGAAGAAAAGGAGAAAGAUGGAGGUGUAGAACAACAACAAUCAGAAACAGUCCCAACAAGAAAGCUUUGUUGAAAUCUGACAAUCACUCCUGUCGCAGUUAUUUUUGUCUGUCGUAGGAAGCGGUCACAUUUCAGUGUUUCAUUUCCUUUCAAAGAGGAAUCUCAUAGGUUGUUUUUUUUUUCAAGCUGGAAGAUGAAAACUAUGAGUGUCAGCGAAUCAAAAUGAAACAGGGUGAUCUUUAACUGAAUCAACAUAGCAAAGAAAUGUCUGUAAGCAUCGGAAUGUAUGUCCUCGGGACAGAGGUAAUGCCCUGCCCUGCCUGCAGGUGGCGCAGUCUUUUCUGCAGCGGCCUCCUCUGGAAGCCCAGCAGACUGCCCCCCUACAACCCCCCCACCCCUCUUAUGUGGGAAUUCAGUCUGGAAGCACAGGGCCUUCUUCUGGUGCCUAGAUCACUGGUCCCUCUUUUCAAAAUGUUUACCACGGCCACUCUGGGGCCGCCGUCUUCUAGGAGUCGAUUCUUUGUCGUCCAUUUCUUUUCCUUUGUUACUUCAGGCACAAAAUGUUUUUACAGUGCGUAAACUGCUCAUGAUGGUGUUGUCAGUCUGAUGUGUGCAUGGAGAGAAAAAAUAAAAGGUUUAAAAAGAAUAAAAAAUUUUGUAAAUGUC
Messenger RNA from Nothobranchius furzeri (turquoise killifish), 5701 nucleotides. RefSeq names its product regulating synaptic membrane exocytosis 1b (gene rims1b). The record is from RefSeq and is a predicted model, not a curated record. Gene Ontology annotation, cellular component: cytoskeleton of presynaptic active zone; presynaptic membrane. NCBI's taxonomy places the organism in Eukaryota, Metazoa, Chordata, Actinopteri, Cyprinodontiformes, Nothobranchiidae. Gene Ontology annotation, molecular function: transmembrane transporter binding; small GTPase binding. Gene Ontology annotation, biological process: regulation of synaptic plasticity; positive regulation of synaptic transmission; intracellular protein transport.